Sardina pilchardus (European sardine) is the source of this 2035-nucleotide messenger RNA. RefSeq names its product zinc-binding protein A33-like. Gene Ontology annotation, biological process: protein ubiquitination. Gene Ontology annotation, molecular function: protein binding; ubiquitin protein ligase activity; zinc ion binding. Lineage: Eukaryota; Metazoa; Chordata; Actinopteri; Clupeiformes; Clupeidae. Gene Ontology annotation, cellular component: cytoplasm. The coding region runs from base 478 to 1869 and encodes 463 amino acids. The transcript is spliced from 7 exons. The record is from RefSeq and is a predicted model, not a curated record.
GUGAAGUGACAGGUUGAUUUUUUCCCUCCACUAGACACCUUCACGUGGGAUACUUUUGCAAGAACCUUCUUUAACACAGUUUUUUCAUAAGUAAUGAGGGAAACCGUUUUAAACUGGAGCUGGUGAGGCUGAAAGUCGGCUGGAUAAAGUGUGAAAGAGAAUUAUCUGAGUUGGGACUGGCACGUCUGCUAAUGAUGAGCAGGAAGUGAAGUUGUGUGACAAGUUGAUUCUGUCAUUCACUAGACGCUCUCCUGUGGGACACCUUUACUAGAACCUUCUCUCGACUCCUAGACAACUAUUUCAGUUUAAACCAACGCUGGUGAGGCUGAAAGUCAUGUGGAUGGAAGCGUGAAACUAAGAAGAAUCUAAGUGUGGGACUGACACGUCUGCUCAGGCCGCUGAAAGUGAAAGUGAAGCUGGUGAACCAGACUGAGGAGAGGACAACAAACAGAGGAGAGACUUUACUGUACAGACAAAAUGGAGGAGGAUCUCACCUGCCCAGUGUGCUGUGACAUCUACAAGGAUCCCGUCAUUUUAACCUGCGCUCACAGCAUCUGUAAAGCCUGUCUGCAGCAGUUCUGGGAGAGCAAAGGAUCCAGAGAAUGUCCCUACUGCAGGAGGAAGUGCUCUAAAGGAAUAUAUCCUCCUAACAUGGCGUUAAGGAACCUGUGUGAGACCUUCAUACAGGAACAAAGUCAGAGGGCUGCAGCAGGGUCUGAGGUGCUCUGCAGUCUGCACAGUGAGAAACUCAAGCUCUUCUGUCUGGAGGAUAAACAGCCUGUGUGUCUCGUGUGUAGAGACUCCAAAAAACACAACGGCCAUAAAUUACACCCUAUUGAUGAAGCAGCACUUGACCGCAAGGAGGAGCUCAAGAUCAAACUGCAGCCCUUACAGAAGAAACUGAAGACCUUUGAAGAGGCUAAAGUGACCUGUGAUAAAACAGCAACACACAUUAAGACUCAGGCCCAGCACACAGAGAAGCAGAUCAAGGAGGAGUUUGAGAAGCUUCACCAGUUUCUACGAGAUGAAGAGGCAGCCAGGAUAGCUGCACUGAGGGAGGAAGAGAAGCAGAAGAGUCAGAUGAUGAAGAAGAAGAUUGAGAAGAUGAACAGAGAGAUCUCAUCUCUUUCAGACACAAUCCGAGCCAUAGAAGAGAAGAUGGGAGCUGAUGACAUCACAUUCCUGCUGAACUACAAGAGCACAGUAGAAAGAGCCCAGUGCACACUGCAGGAUCCAGAGAGGGUUUCAGGAGCUCUGAUCAAUGUGGCAAAGCACCUGGGCAACCUGAAGUUCAGAGUCUGGGAGAAGAUGCAGGAGACUGUUCAGUACACACCUGUGACUCUGGAUCCCAACAUUGCAAGCAGGUAUCUCAUCCUGUCUGAGGAUCUGACCAGUGUGAGACUUGGUGAUGAGGAGCAGCAGCUUCCUGAUAACCCAGAGAGAUUUGAUUACUAUGCCACUGUCCUGGGCUCUGAGGGCUUUAACUCAGGGACUCACUGCUGGGAUGUGGAGGUUGGAGAGAAUAGGUGGGAUGUGGGUGUGAAGGCAGAGUCGGCCCAGAGGAAAGGAGAAUAUGGCUAUGUUAAUGGACAGUGGACUUUGUGGUAUAAUGAUGGUAAAUAUGGAGCACUUGCUCCACCACAACCCCCCACUCUCCUCACAGUGAAGCAGAAACUCCAGAAGAUCAGAGUGCAGCUGGACUGGGACAGAGGAAAGCUGUCAUUCUCUAACCCUGAUAAUAGCACACACCUACACACUCUCACACACACUUUCACUGAGAGAGUGUUUCCAUACUUUAAUGUUGGUAGAGAAUGUCCUAUGAGGAUCCUCCCAGUGAAGGCCUCAGUAAGAGUAGAGCAGCACAGUUAGAGCUGAUUCUGCCUCUUCACCAGAACUGACUCACAGAGAGGGAAGCUGGAGAAAACUGUAUGAUGAAAACAAGGCCAAGUGAACACUGCACUAAUGCCACCUCAUAUGAUAAUGUAAAGCUGAACUGCUGUGUUUUAAAUGAUGAAGACUGAAAUAAACCACCACA